This is a messenger RNA of Fukomys damarensis (Damara mole-rat), 2297 nucleotides long. RefSeq names its product serpin family B member 5 (gene Serpinb5). Gene Ontology annotation, biological process: negative regulation of endopeptidase activity. The coding region runs from base 420 to 1547 and encodes 375 amino acids. Gene Ontology annotation, molecular function: serine-type endopeptidase inhibitor activity. The record is from RefSeq and is a predicted model, not a curated record. The transcript has 10 exons. NCBI's taxonomy places the organism in Eukaryota, Metazoa, Chordata, Mammalia, Rodentia, Bathyergidae.
CUCUCAUUUAUUCAUUAUAACCCCAUGAGGAGUUGCUAAUAUCACCCUAAUUUUAUAGAUGUGGGGACUGAGGCAAAUGAAGCCGAUUGACUUUAGACUUCUGAGCUCUCUACACUCCUGCAUUCUCUUUCCUUGAAUUGGUCCUGUCAUCACAUAGAAGUAUUCAGCUCGGGGCAGGAUCCACCAACAGGCCCUUCCUGCCUGAGCACGUCGGAGACCUUUAGAAGCUGUGCAGACAGCAGCAACUUCAGCGCUCCUUGAAGCUGGCUCUGGAGGUGAAGGCCGUGGACAAAAUGGGUAACCUAUAGCACUGCUGCUGCCUCUCAUUCCCCACUUGGGCUGCAGUUCCAACUCUCUGUCCUUUGGGGCUCAGGGAUGCCACGUAGGAAGUAAAAUCUCUCAACUACACAAGGACCACAAUGGAUGCUCUGCAGCUGGCAAAUUCGGCUUUUGCUGUUGACCUGUUCAAACAACUGUGUGACAAGGAGCCAGCAGGCAAUGUCCUUUUCUCUCCAAUCUGUCUCUCCACCUCGCUAUCACUUGCUCAAGUAGGUGCCAAAGGUGACACAGCAAAUGAAAUUGGACAGGUCCUUCAUUUUGAAAAUGUCAAAGAUGUGCCCUUUGGAUUUCAAACAGUUACCUCGGAUGUAAAUAAACUUAGUUCCUUUUACUCUUUGAAACUAAUCAAGCGGCUCUACGUAGACAAAUCUCUGAACCCUUCUACAGAAUUCCUCAGCUCUACAAAGAGACCAUAUGCAAAAGAGUUGGAAACUGUUGAUUUCAAAGAUAAACUGGAUGAGACGAAAGUUCAGAUCAACAACUCCAUUAAGGAUCUCACAGAUGGCCACUUUGAGAACAUUUUAUCUGACAACAGUGUGAGUGAUCAGACCAAAAUCCUUGUGGUUAAUGCUGCCUACUUUGUUGGGAAGUGGAUGAAGAAAUUUCCUGAGUCAGAAACAAAGGAAUGCCCUUUCAGAGUCAGCAAGACAGACACCAAACCAGUGCAAAUGAUGAAUAUGGAGGCCACAUUCUGUAUGGGGAACAUCGAUGAUAUCAACUGUAAGAUCAUAGAGCUUCCUUUUCAAAACAAGCACCUCAGCAUGCUUAUCUUACUCCCCAAGGAUGUGGAGGAUGAGUCCACAGGCCUGGAGAAGAUCGAAAAACAGCUCAACUCAGAGACACUGUUGCGGUGGACCAAUCCCAGCACCAUGGCCAAUGCCAAAGUCAAACUCUCUCUUCCAAAGUUUAAGGUGGAAAAGAUGGUUGAUCCUAGGGCUAGCCUGGAAAACUUAGGGCUGAAAAAUUUAUUUAAUGAAAGUACAUCUGAUUUCUCUGGAAUGUCAGAGACCAAGGGAGUGGCUCUGUCAAAUGUGGUUCACAAAGUGUGCUUAGAAAUAACCGAAGAUGGUGGAGACUCCAUAGAGGUGCCAGGAUCCCGGAUCUUGCAACACAAGGAUGAAUUCAGUGCUGACCACCCCUUUAUUUAUCUCAUCAGGCACAACAAAACGCGAAACAUCAUUUUCUUUGGCAAGUUCUGUUCUCCUUAAGUGGUACAACCCAAGUUAAGUCCCACCUGAUUUAUCUGUGGAUGCAGGUUUCUGUAAACUCUGCAUCCAGAGAAUCCCUUUCUAAAUGCAAUAAAUUGUUAACAUUGCUGAAUCAGGAAGCAGCCAGAAUUUGUCACAUGUAGCCUUCACACUAACAGGCCAUCCUUUUCUCAUUCUUUUGUUACAUUUUUUACCUCCAUAAAAGAAAAUGACACAUACUUUUAAUGAAAAGGGAGCACGUUAGAGGAAAAAAUAUUCUCUCCUUGUCAAACUGUUCAGAGCUCCCACAUGAAGUAAUCCUAUUAGGUAGAUCUGGAGGAUCUUGUUCCUAGAACUUUGCCUUUCUCUGCCAAGAUGUAGAAUGUUCUAGAAAUUCUGAAACUCUAAAGAAACUCUAGUCCACAGAACCCACAAAAACUGCCCUAAUCCAGUGAAAAUGUGCACAUAUUCACUCUACUGUACAAAUGCUUAUGUUAAAACAUGGGAGACAAGUUUUCUUUUUUUCUCAAACUUUGAAUUUUGGGGAUUUUAGGGAGGUAGUACAUUGCAUGUAUGUGCUUUUGGUAGGCUAUGGAAAUCCAUCAAUAGGGUCUGCACUGGCAUUGCCUCAGUAGUUCUGUAACGAAUAUUCACACAAAAUGGACAAAUAAAGACUGUACUCUGUAAUGGUCAAAUUCUGCUGACAAACAAGUAUGCUACCAGAUUAUGAAAACACUAGAAAUAUUCUAGAUUUUGACAUGUUGGUUAAAG